UUGACAACCUUAUUUCACCCAAAAAAAUUCACUCGAAAUCUGAACCCCCAAAUCGCGAUUUUUUUUUCUUUCUUUUCCUGGCAAAAAAGAAAUCGCGAGCCCCCUCGAAUCAUACUCGAGACUUCCACUAUAAAUCAUAAACCCUAAAUCACAAACCAAAUUGGAACUCCAUCAGCCCUCCAAUCUACAUCUUUCCGAACUCCUACCCCCAUUACAACACUGCGACUUUUUCCCCGUCGGGGCCGGCCAUCGUCUGUCCAUCCCCGCGAAGGAGAGCGCUUGCAACGAAGUAGAGGAUAGCCAAAGGCAGGCCGCCGUGCCGUUUCCUCCCUUCUCGCCGUCCACGCCGACUCUGCCAUAGAAAUUGAAAAGGUACGUUUUCCCCUUUUGAGUUCCGCGCUUCAGCUGCUUAUAGAAUUCGAUCUAUAUUUUUGUUUUGUUUGGAAGAUUUAGGGUUAAGGUUUGGGUUUUUAGUUAAUUUUGACGUCUGGGUUAUUCGAAAUUUGUUUCCAGAUAUCUACUGCCGAAACUUGAUUGGGCUCCCUUCUGGUGGCAAUUUUCGUUUUGCAGUUAAUCUGAAGAACUUGAAUCAGGACUAGUAAAAUGCCGGGCUCGGCAAUUUUGACCCUACCAGCACCCCCUCCUCACUCGGGAGAUUCUCCUCCCCCAUUCCAAGCAUCGGAGCAGAACUCAAACGGAGAAGACCCAGUAAUCGAGGAACAGAAUGCAGCGCCAGUUGCUACCCACACUAGAACCAUUGGUAUCAUUUAUCCUCCUCUUGAUAUCCGGAAUAUCGUCGACAAAACAGCUCAGUUUGUUGCAAAAAAUGGACCGGAGUUUGAGAAAAGGAUCAUUGCUCACAAUGCCAACAAUGCUAAGUUUGACUUCUUGAAUCCCAGCAAUGCCUAUCAUGCAUAUUAUCAACACAAAUUGACUGAAUCGCGGGACCAGAACCAGUCUUCUACAGACCAGCCUGCUUCUGAGCUAGCAGAUUCUGGUGCACCUCCAGAGUCUACUCCAUCUGCUCCUUCUGCUGAUGAUGAGAAUGAAGCAGCCCAAAAACCUGAUCCUGCUGCCCAAUUCAGAAUACCACUUCGGAAGGUCCUUGAGCCCCCAGAAGCUGAGCAAUAUACAGUGCAGCUUCCUGAAGGGAUUACGGGAGAGGAACUUGAUAUUAUUAAGCUGACUGCCCAAUUUGUGGCUCGAAAUGGGCAAUCUUUCCUUACUGGCCUGACAAAUAGGGAGAUGAACAAUCCCCAGUUCCACUUCAUGAAGCCAACCCACAGCAUGUUCACUUUUUUCACUGGACUUGCAGAUGCAUAUUCGAAAGUGUUGAUGCCUCCUAAAGGGUUGACCGAGAAGUUGACAAACAGUGUUGCUGACAUGACGACUGUGCUUGAGAGAUGCUUGCAUCGCCUAGAGUGGGAGCGCUCACAGGAGCAGGCAAGACAAAAAGCUGAGGAUGAGAUUGAGCAGGAGCGUUUACAAAUGGCCAUGAUUGACUGGCAUGAUUUCGUUGUAGUUGAAACCAUUGACUUUGCAGAUGAUGAGGACGAGGAGUUGCCUGUUCCAAUGACUCUUGAGGAGGUCAUAAGGAGAAGCAAGAUCACUGCGAUGGAGGAAGAUGAUGAAAUUGUCGAGCCUGGAAAGGAGGUAGAAAUGGAAAUGGAUGAAGAGGAGGUGAAGCUUGUUGAAGAAGGAAUGAGGGCAGCUAGUAUUGUUGAAGAGAAUGGGAAUGGUAAGAGGGAUGAGGAACCAGAGCAGCCAAUGAGAAUUGUCAAGAACUGGAAGAGACCAGAGGAGAGGCUGCCAGCAGAGAGAGAUCCAACAAAGUUUGUUGUUUCCCCAAUUACUGGUGAGCUCAUUCCUAUUAGUGAGAUGUCAGAGCACAUGAGGAUCUCCCUAAUUGAUCCCAAGUACAAGGAGCAAAAGGAGAGGAUGUUUGCUAAGAUUCGUGAGACCACUCUUGCUGCUGAUGACGAGAUCUCCAAAAACAUUGUGGGCCUUGCCAGAACCCGUCCUGAUAUUUUUGGAACUACCGAGGAAGAAGUAUCUAAUGCUGUCCAGGCAGAAAUUGAGAAGAAGAAAGACGAGCAGCCAAAGCAAGUUAUAUGGGAUGGUCACACUGGAAGCAUUGGGAGAACUGCAAACCAAGCUAUGUCCCAAAGUCUUGGUGAUGAUCAGAAUGAUGGUAUGAACGCUGACACAAGAAUGCUGCCUGGCCCAGCUGCUCUUCCUCCUCCACUUCGUCCUGGUUUACCAUCUCUCCGGCCUCUUCCUCCGCCACCUGGACUCGCCCUAAAUGUCCCCCGCAUGCCACAACCCCCAAAUACCAUGUCGUAUUCAACUCCAAUGGGUGGUGGUGGAUAUCCUGUCCCCCAACCAAGGCCACCAGGUAUGCCAAUGAUGCAAUCAAUGCGGCCGCCACCACCUCCAAUGUCAGGUCAGCAGCAUAUGAUGAUGAAUCAACAACCAUCCUCCAUGCCUCCAUCUAUGAAUCCACCACCUCCACCUGGCUCUCAGUUUCCUCAAAUGCCACAAAUGCAUCGGCCUUAUGCUCCUGGUCCUCCUAUGCCUCCGCCACCCAUGCAUGGAAUGCCACCUCCACCACCUUUGCCUCAGGGGCUAGUGCCUCCACCGCCUCCCCCUGAAGAUGCUCCUCCACCACUUCCAGAAGAACCGGAGCCUAAGAGGCAGAAGCUAGAUGAUUCAAUGCUUGUUCCAGAAGAUCAAUUUCUGGCCCAUCAUCCGGGACCUGCAAGCAUCAAUGUCUCUGUUCCGAAUCAUGAUGAAGGGAAUCUUAGAGGUCAAGUUCUGGAGAUCAGGGUGCAGUCUUUGUCUGAAACUAUUAGCAGUCUGAAGGAGAAGAUCGCUGGAGAGAUUCAACUGCCGGCAAACAAGCAGAAAUUGAGCGGGAAGGCUGGUUUUCUGAAGGAUAAUAUGACCCUUGCUUAUUACAAUGUUGGUGGUGGAGAUUCUCUUUCUCUGACAUUGAGAGAGCGUGGUGGAAGAAAGAGAUGAAAAGAUUGGCUCAUUUUUUACUGGUGACACAAGGUUGGAGAGCUUCUUUCUAUAUAUGAAAGGGAAUUAUUCUGGAUAUUGCGAUGAGACUCCCAUCAUUUGACUGUCUUUUUGAUGUUAUGCUGGUUAUCUGUUGUACUGUUAAAUUACCUUGUGGUGCUGGAGUAGUAUAACUAUGAGCUAACUUUUGAAUAUCAAUUAGAUGUUUCUGAGACUGAUGAUGGAUGUGGUGUGGUAUACAGAUAUGGCGCCUUGGCGAGGGCAGCGGGAAGUUGCACAACUUUGACUAUUUCUUAGACAGAUAAAGGGCAGUGCUUGUUUAUGGGUUUACUAAUUUCCUCGUUGCCUUUUGGUUCUAUGUUGCAGCAGAUUCUCUGUGCCGUCUGAUCAUAUUGUUGCCUGUUUGAUGUUUCCCUAGAGGUACUGUGGUAAUGGGAGAGAAAUGAAUGCUGCAAGUAGUAGCAGCAACGUGAAUUUUUUUUUGUUCAUGAUGCUGUUGUAUUAUUCCUUGAUAAAAGGCCAUUCACUAGGGUUUCUUUUGCUUUUGUUCUGUUUUCUGUUGACAAUUUGACAUGGUUGACUGGAAGAUGGAUGCUGUUGAUGGAUGGUGAAUGUCGCUCUUGUCACUUGUCAGCUGGGGGGGGGGGGUAUCAGGGUUCCUAGUUUUGCUCUACCGGAUGUGUUUGAAUUCAGUUCAACAAAGACCUGAAUUUACUUCAGAAUUCAGAUCUUGUUCUUCACUCAAAACCAAUUUUAAGUUCGAAUACUGUUUGUGAUGUGUUCUAUGGUCAUUACUCAUUUAUCGAUCUACCCGGCGAUCCUUGUGUUUUGUAAAACCAUGGUCCUUCAACAUCGCCAUGUUUAUUAGGAGUACCUUCAAAAUAAUCCCACCUAAACGAACAAGGUAUUGGUCUGAUAAAAAAUUAAAGACUGUCAUAAUCGCAUAUUAACGGGUCAUGUAGGUUGACAUUUCAUGUAUCACGUUCACGUUCCUAUUUAUCAGAUUAGAGUUACUAAAAUAUACAAAUAUCAUCCACUUCUAUAAUGCUAAUGCUAUAGAUGUCUGAUUCAUGUACACCAUAACUCUAGGGCUGAAAAAGUAGACCAGAUCGUUUGAAAAAUCAUGGUCUAAACCGGACCGAACAGUUUGGUCCGGACCGUAGACCGUUAAUUAUGGUUUGAACUCUGGUCUGGUCCAUGGUCUAUAUUAUAUGAUGUUUGAUAUCAUGGUCUGGUUUGGUCUGGACCGCGGUUUAUCGGACCAAACCGUGGACCCAACAGACUUCUCAAUAUGUGUUAGCAACCCACUAGACCACUCUCCCAGCUCCCACAACGAUACCCAAGUCUCAAUCUUAAUUUUGAGAUUCUCGUCCCCUCCUUCAUUCACAACUACAUUUCACUAGAGAGUAGAGACGAUCAUGUCUCCAUAUGACAUUAUGUAAAUGUUUAUGACGUUAUGGUACAAGUUGGGAUUUUUUUUGUGAGACAAGUUGGGAUGUUUUGACUUUGUAUCUUUAUUAUUUACUUAGAUUUAUGGUGUCAAAAUAAUCCAUGCAUGUAGGAAUUUAAGUUUUAAGGAAAUAAAAACAUUUUUCUUGGCUAUUGAUUCAAUUUUUUUGUGCGGUUGACUAAUUAAAUUGUUCAUUUUCGUUCACUGUGGUCUAUCUAGACCAAACCGUACCGGAUUAGACCGCACAGGCGUGGUCUGGUUUGGACCGUAUAGUCUAUGGUCUAGUCUGUGGUCUAUACUCUAACCUCUCGAUCUGGACCGUAGACCGCAUAUAUGGUCCGGUCUGGACCAGAUCGCACCAUAUCUCAGCCCUAAUAACACUUGAGGAAAGGUCCUAUUCUCCAGAGUUAUAAACUAUAUCAAUAUCG
Linum trigynum is the source of this 4899-nucleotide messenger RNA. Lineage: Eukaryota; Viridiplantae; Streptophyta; Magnoliopsida; Malpighiales; Linaceae. The record is from the annotation of a GenBank genome assembly.